AUGGCAGGCCUUCAGUUGCCCGCGGACAUGGUCCUCGCUUACAAACAGUACAAAAAAGACACGGAGCUGGUGGCAGGAUGGCUGGCUCAGAAGGCUGCAUCAUGCGGCUACAAACCCAACAUGACCACCACGAAUGAGCCCAAGCUGAAAGGAAGAGCUCGAAAGCUGGCUCGUGAUGCUGCCAAGCAGUCUGGUAUACCGCAACCGUCAAGAACGGUCAAUUCCAUCAAGACCACAGAGUUUGUCGAAAUGGCAGGUCACAUCGCCAAAGCUCGGCCCAAAAUCGUCCUCACGCGCCAGAUCCAUGCUAUCUGGGAGCGCACCAUUCGGGCUCGACGCGAGUUUACUGCCUGGUUCAAGGCAAAAUCCGAUGUUGCCAGCUUUACGGACGAGAAACAUUCACACUUUGUUACGAUCCUCCAAACUGCCCUUGAUACUCUCAAGCCAUGUUUCGAGCCAGAAAAGGCCCCUCCAGCAACCGCUGCCACAAAAGCCACCACUCCCCUGAGCACACCUCUCGCAAUGGUGAACAAUAUGUUCCAGCAUCUCGAGCUGGAGGACACGACCCCGGAAGAAGAAGGACUGGCAAAUGGUACCCCAAAUUCAGCUGCUGCCCCUGGUCCCGUCCCUGCUGUUGCAAGUGUUCGUAUCGAAUUCGACGACAAAGAAACAGAAGAAGAGUUCCACUUCGCCAUUUGGUCAUUCCUGCAGGACAUCCAAGCAGUUCGGGUCUACUUAUUAUCGACGUGGCAACUUUAUGCCGGGGGAAAGAUUGAGCUUAUGCAGGCCGCAUGUGUCACGAACCUGGCCGUCGACAUGGUCCGCAGGGCGGAAGCCGACUUUGAGUCGACUCUUCGACGUCCUUCCAAAUAUCCCGCUGCAAAAUAUCCCACCGGGUCGCUGCCUUUCAUCAUCUUCAAGGAGCACCUUCCGCAUGCCAAUGGAGGCCAGCCUCUUGAGUUCGACCCGGAUCUACCUCAAACAAUCAUCAUAUGUGGCUGUGAAAUCUGCGACUUCUUGCUGUACGUUCCAUGGGCUAUGGCCAAGUCCUAUGUCGAUGUGCUGAAGGAGGAGCCACCCACGUUACCAACGGCCAAGAAUGACUUUUCUGUUCGAGUGCCGCCAUUCCCGAACACUCGAACAUACCAAUCGGAACGCUAUCAUGCACUGAAUCCGAGCCAGAUGUCCCAGACCCAGCUUGUCGAAAUCUUGCCCAACUUUUGUAUGCUGUCUCUCAUGCUGAAAGGCGCCUUUAUUGAGGAUGAAAUCCUGCAUGCCGCCAGACACGUCCUGCACAACCACAACGUACCAGUCUGGGUGAGCUUUGCACUUCAGAUCCAGCUUGACAUCCAGCGCGUGGACUCAAUCCUGCAUCUCCCGGCAUUCGAGGACCUGAAGAAAGCGUAUGCCGUCACAAAGCAGAAAUACAAAGAUCACAGAAAGUGGACCAAGUCUCUCGGGUUCGAAAUCUGGGACAAGCGUCGCCAUAACCAUGUUGCCAUGUUGACCGAGCAAUUCGGUGACUGGAUAGAAGAAGGCAAACCUGGGAAGGCAGAUCACGUCGAGGUGAUUCGAAGAAUGUCGGAAGGGCAGAGCUUUGAGCAAGCCGCCAGAGAAAGCAAAAGGGUCCCACUGCUGGAGUACUUUCCGGUAACGUGCGGGACUAUGAAGACCGAGAUGCAACUAGAGUGGCAUGUCCUUGGCCUAAAGUUGGUCAACGACACUGGGCAUGUCACAUUGCUAUGCCACCUGUACAAUGCUCUGCACAUCAUCAAUCCGAAAGCCCCCAUUUGGCCAGAUAUGGAGCUUGUAAUUCGCAACCAGAAAGCCGAAAAGAUCUUUAUCGGAGGUCGCCCCAAGACACUGGAGGAUGUGGAAAAGAAGGUACUGAUGGCGAUGGGCAUGUCAACCACGAGUCUCGCCAAGGACUCUCGCGGUGUCCGUUUCAACAAGGCAAAAGUCCACGAGCGUGGCUUUGACCAUGCACCCAUUGCGCACAAUCUCUUUGAGCGUUGGCUCGGCCAAGAGACACGAAAGCAUGACGAAGCGGCUUAUAGACUACAAGAGCUUCUGUUCGGUACGAAGUACCAGCGUGACCUCCAGGACAGACUCUACGCCGUUGAAGCUUCAGACUCGGAAUUUGCGGAAAUCCGAUCCCAGCUCACUCCUUUGAACACAAAGAUGGUGCGGACUCUGGGUAACCUGGCUCAAGGAUUCAUGGCUGAGAUGCCGGCCUUCGCGUUCGAUUACUUUUCAAUGCAACGAACGUGCUUUGAGCUCUAUCGCCAGAUCAAUAAAGGCUUUUUCGACCUCGAUGACAUCCCCGAAAAACUGAGCGCGGACGAAUUGAUGAGGAACUGCCCCGCCCAUGUGACGAUGUCUAUGAUCGGGUCUGCCGUCAGAUCCGAGGCCAUGAAUAGAAUGCUGAAGAGGAAAGACAAGUCGAUCCACAAGGCUCUCGGCCCGACGUGGGCCAAGCACAUGAAAUCACUCGCCCCUGAAUCCAUGGACGUGGAAGUACGCCAGGAGAUGGAGCAAAUGUUGAAGGCGACAACCGACGGCGACAUCCAGAGUGUCGUGAGCAAGAUCUGGGAUAUCAACGAGUACUCUGUUUCGAAUAAGCUAUUCGAGCCAGUCCUUUCGGCAAUUUCUGGGUUGAUCGAACAGAAGAAACAUGACUUUGAGCUACGGAAGCUGCGCAAGCUAGUAAGCGAAACCUCCUAUGGGAUAUUUCUCUUCCGUCAUCCAAGUCUCGAGAACUUAUACGGGCCUGGCAGCCUCAAAGAAUGGGAAAACAUGGCCUUCGCGGAAAGUGAGAUUCAACGCCGGACAGAGUUCAGAGCAGACAGCCUGGUCUUCUACGUUUUCUCGAGCUCGUUUCUGUAUCAGAGAAAAGUUCUGAACGGCAAAGGUAAAGAUUCUCAUGCUUACAGUGCCCAUAAUGGUCUAAGCCGGGAUGAAUAUCUUGAGCGCGAGGACGAUUUGCGGCAGGAGCUCCAGAAGGAACAGGCUGAGCAGGCCCUGAAGGACGAUUGGGAGAAUUGUGGUGAGAUUUACGGCAAGGAGACGAACAGUCAGGAAUGA
Exophiala dermatitidis NIH/UT8656 is the source of this 3084-nucleotide messenger RNA. RefSeq lists its product as uncharacterized. Lineage: Eukaryota; Fungi; Ascomycota; Eurotiomycetes; Chaetothyriales; Herpotrichiellaceae. The record is from RefSeq and is a predicted model, not a curated record. The transcript has 2 exons. The coding region runs from base 1 to 3084 and encodes 1027 amino acids.